GGAGCCGGUUCCCACUCACACGUCACUUUAUACUUGUUUCUAUAAUAGUUUCUUCCCCCAAAUUUGUCUGUGUUUUUUCCCUCUCCCCAGAGGAAGGGCUCCGAUUUCUCUUCUCUGUGCUCGGCUCUGGUAAGGGAAUCUAUUCGCCAAGAUUCCUCAUCUCGUUUCCUUCCGGACUGUCCCCGCGGCAGCCCAACAACCGGAGGUCAGGAGAGGAGGGAUCCUUUCGUCCCAUCUUCCCUUUCGAAGCAGCAUCAAGCUUUACUUUCUGCUUCCUCUCGAUAAUCUACACAUCCACGCGGGGAGCAAUUCCAAUUUGUUCUUGCUACUGACCAGAAAUUAAAGAAUCUCUUCUCUGCUCCUAGGGCGGGAGUGAGGCGCCCCCCACAAAGAUUGCUGCCAUCUCUUUUUCGGCUAUUCAGGACUGCAAGCAGCGCAAGAGGUUACACAGACAAGAUCGAUGGGGAUACCGAGCGACGAGGUGGUGCAAAUCCGGCACGCCGACGUCGCCGGCGAGCCCACCGUCGUCACGGUUAGCUGCCCCGACAAGACGGGCCUCGGCUGCGACCUCUGCCGGGUCGUCCUCCUCUUCGGCCUCAACAUCGUCAAGGGAGACAUGAGCACGGAUGGGAAGUGGUGCUACAUCGUGUUGUGGGUGGUGCCAAGGCGGGGCCGACCCAUGGCAUGGCACCUUCUCAAGAACAGGUUAUCUGAGCUCUGCCCCGUCACGGCGCCAUUUUGCUUCGACACCGCCUACCUCGCAGCUGCUUGCCUCCAGGAUGAUGUUGUGCCUCGCGUCUUCUUGCUCAAGCUUUAUUGCUACGACCGGAUGGGCCUCUUGCAUGAUACAUGUAGAAAAGGCCUAAUUUGGACCUUCUUUCUGGGAAUUCUGUGUUUCACAGAUGUGACACGCGUGUUGUGCGAGCUAGAGCUCACGAUCCGGAGGGUGAAGGUCUCCACCACGCCUGAUGGAAGUGUGCUGGACCUUUUCUUCAUCACAGAUGUUAGGGAGCUUCUGCACACAAAGAGCAGAAGGGAAGAAGCUUAUGACAAACUUGAGAGUGUCUUAGGCGACUCCUUGACAAGUUGCAAAAUAGAUCCUGCCAGUGAUGACAUGUGUUCUUGCCUCCAACCUUCUGCUUCGUUGACGCCUGCUGUCAUGGAACAGAUGUUUAGCACAGAUGUUAUAGAGGAGCAAGCCAGCGGCGCAAGGUGUAAUGGUAGUACCAUAUCUGUGACAAUGGACAACUCUCUUAGCUCUGUCCACACUCUUAUUCAGAUUCAGUGUGGUGACCAUAAGGGCCUCCUAUAUGACAUCAUGAGGACACUCAAGGACUGCAACAUUCAGAUUUCGUAUGGGCGAUUCUAUGCCAGACAAAAUGGUAGCUGCGAGGUAGAUUUAUUCGUGGUGCAAUCAGAUGGGAAGAAGAUCCUUGAUCAGCAAAAGCAAAGAGCGCUGUGUUCGCUCCUGAGGAUGGAGCUAUAUCGACCACUGCGAGUGGCAUGGGUGAACCGGGGUCCUGACACGGAGCUGCUGGUCGCAAACCCUGUUGAGGUGUCUGGCAAGGGCAGGCCUCUGGUGUUCUACGAUAUCACCCUUGCUCUCAAGAAUCUUCAUAAGCGAAUAUUCUUGGCAGAGAUUGGGAGGCAUGUCGUGGAAGAUAGGGAGUGGGAAGUCUACAGAGUGCACUUUGGUGAGGAGCAUGAGCUCUCUUCUUCACUGCGGAGGCAGAUUGUGGAUGGAGUCACCAACAUGCUGAUGGGGUGGGACUGAUUUUCUUUUCUUUUUUUGCCUCUGACAAAGGCACAAAGGUCAAAACAGCAUUGUCCUGGCUGCAAAACCCAACUAAUUUCAUGUAAUUAGAGAUUUACGGUUAGUCUUUGUGUAAGUAAAAUGCCGUAGUUGAGCAAAUGCAAGCUAUAGUAAUCAAAUCAUUGCUAUC
Messenger RNA from Phragmites australis (common reed), 1943 nucleotides. RefSeq names its product ACT domain-containing protein ACR10. The record is from RefSeq and is a predicted model, not a curated record. The transcript has 6 exons. Lineage: Eukaryota; Viridiplantae; Streptophyta; Magnoliopsida; Poales; Poaceae. Bases 461 to 1774 code for a protein of 437 amino acids.